Molecule: messenger RNA, 3000 nt
Organism: Monopterus albus (swamp eel)
Lineage: Eukaryota; Metazoa; Chordata; Actinopteri; Synbranchiformes; Synbranchidae
Product: MAP/microtubule affinity-regulating kinase 3
Exons: 20
Coding region: 625-2997 (790 amino acids)
Biological process (GO): protein phosphorylation; microtubule cytoskeleton organization; intracellular signal transduction
Cellular component (GO): plasma membrane; cytoplasm
Molecular function (GO): ATP binding; tau-protein kinase activity
Source: RefSeq, a predicted model, not a curated record
AAUUAGCUGUUGGCUUUUGUAUUCUGAUGUCGGAGCCUGGGAGGAGUCCGUGAAUGCAACUAAACCAGCACAGCCGCUGAGUAGCCAUUUUGGUCCCACCUAAAUCCGACAAACCAGCUUCACUUUGGGUCGCCGGAGAUGGAAGAAACCGAACCGAUAGCGAGUAUAUCACCCACCCCAACCUUUUGAAUCUUUCCAAGAAAUAUCCACAGUUGACACUCGACGCCAUGGGUUAUUUCUAGACAGAGUUUUUUGUAAGUAAAAAAGCCUGGGGCGAUUUUUGGAAGUGGCGACCGACAGCGCCUUAACGUUAGUUUAGUUAGCUUCCCUGACUGAAACCCAAACGGACAGACGGACUCUGACUUCAGGCCACGAACAGUGUCCUCGCCAUGUAAAUACCGAAUGUCAGAUUAUUAUGCUAUUUGUUUCGGUCCAUAACAGUUCAGGUGCUCGGCUGUAACACGUCCGGUUUGGUUUGAGUAACGUUAUUGUCACGAUCCAUGCUGAGACAGUUUCUCCGGAGAGAGCUGCAAGGCAAAGCAAUAAUUUUAUUUUUCGACUAAGAAGGUGUCGGUGGAUUUUGGACAUCAGACUGCGACAGGUUAUAGGAAGGACGAUUCAAAGAUGUCAACAAAAACUCCUUUGCCUACAGUCAACGAGAAGGUUACGGAAAGUCACACGUCUCACACUAAUGGACGUCAGGAGAUUGGCACGCGCUCGGCCCGGACCGGCGUGCGAUCCCGCAGCUCGGAGGAGCCGCAGCAGCCGCACGUCGGCAACUACCGGUUGCUCAAAACCAUCGGCAAGGGCAACUUUGCCAAGGUCAAACUGGCCCGACACAUCCUCACUGGCAGAGAGGUGGCAAUUAAGAUAAUAGACAAGACGCAGCUGAACCCAAACAGCCUUCAGAAGCUCUUCAGAGAAGUUAGAAUAAUGAAGAUCUUGAAUCAUCCUAAUAUAGUCAAACUAUUUGAAGUGAUUGAGACGGAGAGAACGCUCUACCUGGUGAUGGAGUACGCCAGCGGAGGAGAGGUGUUUGACUACCUGGUUGCACAUGGAAGGAUGAAGGAAAAAGAGGCCAGGGCUAAAUUUAGACAGAUUGUAUCGGCGGUGCAGUACUGCCAUCAGAAGCACAUUGUUCAUAGAGACCUCAAGGCUGAGAACCUGCUCCUAGACGCUGACAUGAACAUCAAAAUUGCUGACUUUGGCUUCAGCAAUGAGUUCACGCUGGGCAACAAGCUGGACACGUUCUGCGGCUCCCCGCCAUACGCAGCGCCGGAGCUGUUCCAGGGGAAGAAGUACGAUGGGCCGGAGGUGGACGUCUGGAGUCUGGGGGUCAUACUGUACACUCUGGUCAGCGGCUCGCUGCCAUUUGAUGGACAGAACCUCAAGGAGCUGCGGGAGCGUGUGCUCCGGGGGAAGUACCGCAUCCCUUUCUACAUGUCCACAGACUGCGAGAACCUCCUCAAACGCUUCUUGGUGCUCAACCCGGCCAAGCGUGGUACUCUCGAGCAAAUCAUGAAGGAUCGCUGGAUCAAUGCAGGAUUUGAGGAGGAUGAGCUGAAGCCUUACACUGAACCUGAGCUGGACAUCUCUGAUCAGAAGAGAAUAGAUGUGAUGGUGGGGAUGGGCUACAACCUGGAGGAGAUCCAGGACUCCCUGGCCAAGAUGAAGUAUGAUGAGAUCACAGCCACCUACCUGCUGCUGGGCAGGAAGGCCUCCGAGCUGGAGCCCAGCGACUCGGCCUCCAGCAGCAACCUGUCUCUGGCCAAGCCGAGGCCCAACAGCGAGCUCAACGGCCAGUCGCCCUCCCACCUCAAAGUCCAGAGGAGCAUCUCCUCCAACCACAAACAGAGACGUUAUAGCGAACAGGUUGGUCAGAACGUCGCUCCAGGGAUGGCUCAUCCAAAAAGGAGUCAGACCACCACAGCGGAGAACAACGUGAAGGAGGAAGGUGGAGUCCAGCUCCGUAAACCCAGCACCCCAGGGGGCCGCGGCGCUCCACCCUCCAGUCCUCUGCUGGGCAACGCUAACAACCCCAACAAGGCUGACAUCCCUGACCGCAGGAAAGGCGCCACCACAGGCCCGAGCAAUAUCACUGCAUCUGCUGGCAUGACCAGGAGGAACACGUAUGUCUGCAGUGACAGAAACAACACGGACCGCCUCGCCGUCAUUCCCAACGGCAAGGAGAACAGCAUGACUGAGAUGGCUUGUGCCACUAGCCCCUCCUCUGCCUUGUCCAGUUCGGUGCGGCUGAGGUAUCAAACCGUCAGCCCUUUGUACGCUUGCCAGACAGGCUGGGCCACGCUGCCCCACUCCUACUACGUGUUGGACUACUGCUCGCCCAACCAUAAACUGGAGGACCUCUUGGCUCUGCUGCAGACAUUUGCCAUAACAAACUCUCUCAACUCUGUUCCUGGUCUCUUCUCUAUCCUCUGCUCAGCGCAGCUGAGAGACCGCCGCACGGCCACGUACAACGGGCCGCCGGCCUCGCCCACCCUCUCCCACGAUGCCGCCCCUCUCUCCCAGACCCGCAGCCGUGGAACCAGCAACCUGUUCUCCAAACUCACCUCCAAACUCACCCGCAGAAACAUGUCAUUCAGGUUUACCAAAAGAGUCUCAACCGAGUUUGAGAGAAACGGGAGACUUGAGGGCUCAAGUCGCCAUGUACCUGGGGAUCAAAAAGGAGAAAAUAAAGACGGUAAACCCCGCUCCCUCAGAUUCACUUGGAGUAUGAGGACCACCAGCUCCAUGGAGCCUUGCGAUAUCAUGCGGGAGAUUCGCAAAGUGCUCGAUGCCAACAACUGCGACUACGAACAGCAAGAGAGUUUCCUGCUUCUUUGCGUCCAUGGGGAUGAGCAAGCCGAAAACCUGGUCCAAUGGGAGAUGGAGGUGUGCAAACUGCCCCGCCUCUCGCUCAACGGCGUCAGGUUCAAACGGAUAUCCGGAUCAUCCAUCGCUUUCAAAAACAUUGCUUCCAAAGUUGCCAACGAGUAAGCU